This is a messenger RNA of Meloidogyne enterolobii, 1060 nucleotides long. The record is from the annotation of a GenBank genome assembly. Lineage: Eukaryota; Metazoa; Nematoda; Chromadorea; Rhabditida; Meloidogynidae.
UGGAACCAUGGAUGUUUCUGUUCUUUGGUUAAAUAAUGCGGUAUUUGUUACUCAAGCAAUGGCCGGAAAUAACCGUUUGGGAGGUCAAGAUUUUAAUGAACGAAUUUAUAGAUUACUUUUAAAGAAAAUAAAAGAACAGACAAAAAAAGAUUUAAGCAACAGAGAAGAUUUACAACAAUUGAGGCUUGCCGUUGAAGAAGCAAAAUUGCAACUUACAAAUUUGCCUGAAACUUUAAUUAAUUUAAAUUUUCGAUCAAUUGGAAAAUUUGAAUAUUUGUUAACUCGCCAAGAAUUUGAACAAGUCAACAAAGAUUUAUUUUCGAGUAUUGUUGAGCCUAUUAAAGCUGCUUUGGCAGAUUGUCAACUUGGACCAAAUGAUAUUGAUGAAAUUGUUUUGGUUGGGGGUUCUACUAGAAUUCCUAAAAUUAGAAAUAUUGUUGGACAGUUUUUUAGCAAAGUUCCAAAUUAUGGUGUAUUUCCUGAAUUGGCCGUCGUUAUUGGUGUUGCAAUCCAAGCUGGUGUUGUAAUUAAUGGUUGGCCUUUACAGGUUGCUGCAAUGGAACUUCCAUUUGCCAAACAAAAGAGGCAUGUUUAUAGACCUAUUGAAGAAGAACAACAACCAAAAAUUUAAAUUUAAAUUUAUUUUUCUUUUUUUUUAAUUUUAUUAUCUAUUGGAAAUCGGGGUUUGUUUUUUUUUUAAAAAAAAUUUUUUAUUGUUGAAUUUCAUGGGUAUGGAAAUUUUUCAAAAUUUAUUUUUCGAUGGAAAAUCAAUUUUUAUCAGAAAUUCAAAAAAUUUCCUUUUUCUAAAUUCCUUUUCCUUAGAAUUUUUUUUCUAUCGUGCUCUCACUUACAAAAACAUGGUUUUGGAUUUUUUAAGAAUUCCUGCUAAAUUUUUUCCCCAUUCGUCCGCUUUCUAAUUUUGUUUUCUGCUUUCUUUUUUAUAUUUUCUCUUUCCUUUAAUUUAUUGUCUUCUUUAACUAUGGGUUGGACCCUUGGCGAAGUCAAAAAGUUCGGAAUCGAAGUUUUAGCCAAAAGAAAAAGUUCGUGGUGUUUUCAGUGU